UAUUUAAAAUGAUAAAUUUUUUAAAACUAUUUAAAAUAUUAAAAAUUAAUAAAUAAACAAUUUUUUUUUCUGAUUUGCCGGUUAGUUUAUAAACUCUCGAGUUCGGUCAAUCCAUUUUGUUGGGAUUCGAAUUUUUUAAAUCCAAAUCAGAAAAUAUAGACUGAUUCGGGAGAUGAUUGCUAGACAUCACGGUGCAUUGGAUAUGUUUACGUGUUUUAUGUAUUAUUUUGUUAGAUUUGAUUUUGUAUAACUUUGAUCUGUUCCUUAUUUGAUAUUUAUCAUAUAUUAAACGAAAAAUUGUUCUUAUGCUCUUUCAACAUGACUAGAAGCAUUUAAGUGAAGAAAAAACGUUCAUGUUAAACGGAGAAGGACCAUGGAAAUGAUGUAUACUGAUGUUAUUCAGGCACUCCGAGCCAAGGGCCUCGAGGAGGAUCCGAGAAACUAUUUAACUUUCUUCUGCCUCGGAAACCGGGAGGUGAAGAAGGAAGGAGAGUACGAACCUGCCGAGAGACCAGACCCGGACACAUAUUAUAUCCGGGCACAAGAAGCACGUCGCUUCAUGAUCUACGUUCACACCAAAAUGAUGAUCCAGAUCAAUGGAUGGUGCGAGAGACUCCGAGAUAGCGAUAGGAGGAUACCAACCGUAUCACUUAUCGACGAGACAGCCAGCUCGGGGUCAGAUCCAUGGGUUCCGGAUGUCGUUAUAUGGUACGAACACCUGGGAAUGCCUGACGAAACUUUCCUCGACCCGUCGAGCGAGGAAUGCAUCCAGAAAGUUAACCGUGUUGCUGACAAAUACUGGGAUCUCUACUCGAGCGAGACGCUCGAGCAUGACCUCCCGGGCCACCUUCUCCGCUACCCCGUCGGGGUUUCCAGCGAAGGGACCGUCACAGAGCUUCCGGUUGUCGAGUUCUUCCCCGACACCAAGGCUCGUGUUCUCGGCGCCAAAUCCGACUACAUGCCGCCCAUCCUAACGACCUGAAGCGUUCUUUCUGAAAAAUGAUAUAGAAAUUGGUAUCCAUAGUCAGCAUUGGAACGUUCAAAGCUAAUGUAACGUUUUCACUUUUUAGUCGUUGAGGCGAAUCACGGCGUUUCUUACUUCGAAAACUUUGUUAGGUCGAGUUGCGAAACUAUUUUUAUUAAAUGAAUUAUACCAUAUCAUUUUAAAUUACCAUUUUCAAAAUUUCCUUUUAGCCAUUCGAACUUACCACAUUCACAAUUUUUAUUCCAUAUUUAUUUCAAUUUUCUCGUUUUCCAAAAACAAAUGUUUUGUAUAUAUAUUACAAAAAGAGAGCCCUUUUUCCAAAAAAAAAAAAAAAAAGAAUCCAAUAGUUGUACUAUGACCAGUCUCUCUGCUACAC
This is a messenger RNA of Tarenaya hassleriana, 1361 nucleotides long. Its product is annotated as phospholipase D alpha 1-like. The coding region runs from base 374 to 982 and encodes 202 amino acids. Lineage: Eukaryota; Viridiplantae; Streptophyta; Magnoliopsida; Brassicales; Cleomaceae. Gene Ontology annotation, biological process: phospholipid catabolic process. Gene Ontology annotation, molecular function: D-type glycerophospholipase activity. Gene Ontology annotation, cellular component: plasma membrane. The transcript has 3 exons. The record is from RefSeq and is a predicted model, not a curated record.